This is a messenger RNA of Labrus mixtus (cuckoo wrasse), 1145 nucleotides long. It is a transcript of the gene lactb2, whose product is annotated as lactamase, beta 2. The transcript has 7 exons. Lineage: Eukaryota; Metazoa; Chordata; Actinopteri; Labriformes; Labridae. The record is from RefSeq and is a predicted model, not a curated record. Bases 91 to 957 code for a protein of 288 amino acids. Gene Ontology annotation, molecular function: single-stranded RNA binding; RNA endonuclease activity. Gene Ontology annotation, cellular component: mitochondrial matrix.
AUCCUGCCUGUCAGAAGAAGAGGUUUGAUUCUUUGGACUUUAACCUCCGUAUAUGUUUUGUUAUUUGCAGAUUCCGGUUCGGAUUCAAGUAUGAGUGCGAUUCUUCCGCGGAUAGAGCAGCUGUCCGCCAGAGUGGUCCGGAUUCUGGGCUGCAACCCGGGACCGAUGACCCUGCAGGGAACCAACACGUACCUGGUCGGCACCGGGGAAAGGAGAGUGCUCAUAGACACGGGAGAACCUGCAGUCCCUGAAUACAUCAGCAACCUGAAACAGGCGCUGAAGCAGUUCAACGCCAGCAUCCAGGAGAUCGUCGUCACACACUGGCAUCAUGACCACACGGGCGGAGUGGAGGACGUCUGCAGGGACGUUGCUGGCAGUUCUGACAUCCGGGUCAGCAAACUGCCUCGCUCAAUCAAAGUCAGCGAGAGUGCCGGAAACAAAAGCUUCACUUACCUGAAGGACGGAGAUGUUGUCCAGACCGAGGGGGCCACGCUAAAAGUGCUGUUCACCCCGGGUCACACUGACGACCACAUGGCCUUGCUGCUGGAGGAGGAGCAGGCGCUCUUCUCGGGGGACUGCAUCCUGGGGGAAGGCACGGCCGUGUUCGAGGACCUCUACGACUACAUGAAGUCUUUAAAGAUCCUGCUGGACUCUCAGGCUGACCUCAUCUAUCCCGGUCAUGGUCCUGUGGUUCAGGAUGCGGGCUCUAAGAUCAGAUACUACAUCGGCCACCGGGACCAGAGAGAGCAGCAGAUCCUGGCAGCCAUUCAGGACGGAGCAGGAAAGCCUUUCUCCUCGAUGGAGCUCGUCAAGAUCGUUUAUAAGGACACUCCUGUGAACCUGCACCCUGCAGCUAAUGUGAACCUGGUUCAUCACUUAAAGAAACUGGAGAAGGAAGGCAAGAUCAGCCUGGUGAAUGAACCUCUAGAGAACAUCAAAUGGAGGAGUAACCUGUGAUGUCCACAGAGGCCAUGAGGAACUGAUGAUGAACUUCUACUGAUCAUUUAGUAAUACAGUAAAUAAUCCUCAGUCCUAAAUGAUCGACUUUGGACUUGAUAUUAAAUAUUCAAUGCCUUAGAUCUGUGAUCGGCUGACGGUAUGUUGACGGAGAAUCAGGGACGGUGGUCACACAUGUUGCCUUGAAA